AUGGAUCCGAGAAAGUUAUCUCUGGUAGUCUUCGUUGUCCUGCUUGCUUCCUACCAUCCAACGGCAGCAAUUGAAAGCAUAAAUGAAACUCUAUUGAGGUUUAAAAAUUACAGAGGCUGCUAUGCCGUCAAUACUAUUCGUGAUUUUCCACAUUCAUCCCCAACCAUAAAUAGAUGUUACACUCAGUGCAAACCAUCCAACAGUUCAUAUUAUGGCAUGACAGCCAGACGUACGUUUCGUCUCUCACGAGACUCGUCAGUAGCCUGCCGAAUAAGGUUUAAGAUAACACAACUCAAUUAUUGUAACCAAGAAACUCAAAUUGAGGUGUCGCGACCAAUAGUAAACCAAGUUGUUCUGGUCGGUUGUUUCAAUGUUAUCUCGUUUUCUUUGCUACAUAAGGUCCAGAUUCAUCUAUCCGUAUUAAUGUGCCAAGAAACAUGCUUCAAAAAUAUGUGUAAAUAUUGCUUCGUGUCAAAAAAUAUAUUUAUUAGUGCUUACAACAAAAACACGGUGCAUCCAAAGACGCUUGACUUCAUGCUUCAACACAUUGCAUGUUGUAAGGGCCCAACACACGAUCCGGCACUGACUAUUCAGUUCAGACCAAAUUUCAGAAUUGAUAUCAGAAUCAGCAUAUGCCAGCUGAACAUAAACUGGAGGUUCUUCUUGUAUUCGAUUCCGAAAAAAUGCUAUUGUACGAAUAGAGUUGAACUCUUCAUGCAGGCACAACUUCGUAAAUGUGAUAAUGAUCCAAAAAAUUAUAGUUUACUAUACGACGUUUCUCUGGAUAAAAAUAAGUACACCCCUUCAACAAUAUACCAAUUCUGCCUGAAUGACGAGGAAGAGAGCACCAAGAAUUAUUGUGCAUCCUCAGUUUGUUUGCCAGGCUGGAGCGGAAUAAUUUGCCAUGAGAAAGAUAUGAAUAAUUCCACGAGUCAAGGGAUGACAAUUACUACCGAUUUGACCAACAUCACAACUAUGAUUUCUGAAAACGGUUGCCGAAAGAACAAUGGAGGGUGCGGUGAUGACAUUUGUUUGGAGUUGAAACACGAGGAUAAGAAAGUUGAUGGCUUGACGUUUGAAGUCAAAUGCAACCCGCCUGAUGAAGAAAUGUUCAGCUUUGAUGAUGAAGUUAAACCUCAAAGCAGCAUGGACUACAAAGGUUGUUUUGCUAAAAUGAAGCAUGUUAAAAUGCUUAGGAUCCAUAUGGUUAAAUCUUGCUUUGAAUAUUGUAAAGAAACUUUAUUCUACGGAAUGAAGGAAGGCAUACUGUGCAGCUGUGGAAACAAUGUCGACUACGAAGUUAAUGCCGAGAAAUGCAACACAAAAUGUUCAGACGGAUUAUCGUGUGGAGGACUUUCUUUCUACUCUGUAUAUGCCAAAAAAACGGACAAAAUAAUUGACAUCGGAUGUUUCAAGCAUUUGGAGCUUGAGGAUAAACAUGAUGAUGUAUUGGAUAAACAGAUUUGUUUGAAAAAGUGCAAAAAGCUUGGCUUUCCAUACAGCGGAAUAAAUGUAAAUUUAAAAAAGUUAUUUUUCCAGAGCAAAACAUGCCAGUGCGGAAAAAAAUUGAAGUUCAAGGAUCAAGUGAACUUCGAGCAGUGCAAACAACCCUCCGAGUUUACUCUGCUUAGCGAUCUAUCUCCCGAUCUCAAUGUACGCGGGGAGUCAACGAAGUACAACUACUGUAUAAAUGAUAAGGAAGAAAGUAGGAAAGCAUACUGUGGAUCUGGAGUCUGUUCGUCUGGUUGGACUGGAGUUCUUUGUGACAAGAGAGGUUUCCUCGUUGAAUUUUGA
Messenger RNA from Helobdella robusta, 1794 nucleotides. RefSeq lists its product as hypothetical. The record is from RefSeq and is a predicted model, not a curated record. NCBI's taxonomy places the organism in Eukaryota, Metazoa, Annelida, Clitellata, Rhynchobdellida, Glossiphoniidae. Bases 1 to 1794 code for a protein of 597 amino acids. Gene Ontology annotation, cellular component: plasma membrane. The transcript has 13 exons.